Dinoponera quadriceps is the source of this 729-nucleotide messenger RNA. Its product is annotated as ATPase inhibitor mai-2, mitochondrial-like. Gene Ontology annotation, molecular function: ATPase inhibitor activity. The record is from RefSeq and is a predicted model, not a curated record. Gene Ontology annotation, cellular component: mediator complex; mitochondrion. The transcript has 3 exons. Gene Ontology annotation, biological process: regulation of DNA-templated transcription; negative regulation of ATP-dependent activity. Lineage: Eukaryota; Metazoa; Arthropoda; Insecta; Hymenoptera; Formicidae. The coding region runs from base 16 to 408 and encodes 130 amino acids.
AGUAGCGCUACGUUCAUGGACGGAGCAGCUCAAGGUAGUCUAGUGGCGCUGCCCCGAGUCUUAGUCGAUAGUUCCGAUAUCGAAUUCGUGAAGAUGCAACGGGCGAUCACGACGUUCUCACGAAACAUUUCUGUGUUAAGUCAGGUGAGAAUGGCUGGAGAACGUGGCUCUGGUGCUGGCAAAGGAGGAGGUGGUGGUGGCACCAUUCGCGAGGCCGGUGGAUCCUUCGGAAAGAUGGAAGCAGCCCACGAGGAUCAGUACUUUUACAAUCUGCAAAAGGAGCAGUUACAAAAGAUGCAAGAGAGUCUGCAUGAUGAGAUUUCGUUCCAUGAGGAGCAAAUCAAACGUCAUCAGGAAGCUAUAAAUCGCCACAAAAAGCGAAUCACAGAUAUGGAUCGCAAGGAAUAAAGAUAUUAGAAGUUACUGGCGUGAGACUUCCAAUUUCAGCGAUAUUAUUGAUUUCGAUAUAAAAAGAUCCAAAAAUAGUAAGGAUAAUAGAGCGUCACGAAAGUGUUGUUUUUUUUUUAAUGUAUAUGUCACUUUGAAUAGAUAUAAAAUAUACAAUGCUUUUAAUAUUAAUCAAGCAUUGACGUAUUAUCAUAUUACCUUGGAAUAUUGUAUGAAUCGGUUACCUCAAUGAGACUACCAUAAGACGCCUUUGUACGUCAAAUACCUGAAAAGGCUUGCUUAUACCUGAGAAUAAAAUGGAGUUUUUAAUCGUUGGUUAAA